This is a messenger RNA of Marasmius oreades (fairy-ring Marasmius), 387 nucleotides long. RefSeq lists its product as uncharacterized. Lineage: Eukaryota; Fungi; Basidiomycota; Agaricomycetes; Agaricales; Marasmiaceae. The record is from RefSeq and is a predicted model, not a curated record. The coding region runs from base 1 to 387 and encodes 128 amino acids. The transcript has a single exon.
AUGUCAGUGGGAAAUGCACGGACGCCCAUCGAAGCACCCAUGUGUGAUGCAAUCCCAAGGAUCCAAGUCGCGAUGCAAAGUUUGAAAGGUGUAGUGGAGAAGGCUUUCGCCGAAUCGACCGAUCGAGUCGAUGUGAACAUCCCGCAACGAGUUACAUGUCUUGUGGGUGGUGAUGUCCACACUCAUUCAACGCCCAAGACGUACGAGAAAGAAAGGAAUGUGCCCCUUCCUGUCGCGGCUCAACAAGAUGUUUACAAAUGUUGGCCUUGGGUAUUGAGAAACGAGUCACAAGUUCACAUGAAAGUCGUGGAUUGUGCGGAACUCCAGGCUACCAGGGACGCCACGUGGAGGCGAGGGAAAAGGAAGACUGGGCCAGGAAGUAAGUAA